Xenopus laevis (African clawed frog) is the source of this 799-nucleotide messenger RNA. It is a transcript of the gene hspb3.L, whose product is annotated as heat shock protein family B (small) member 3 L homeolog. The record is from RefSeq and is a predicted model, not a curated record. Gene Ontology annotation, cellular component: cytoplasm; nuclear speck. Bases 100 to 555 code for a protein of 151 amino acids. Lineage: Eukaryota; Metazoa; Chordata; Amphibia; Anura; Pipidae. The transcript has a single exon.
AAAACAGCCUGAGGCAAUAGUUCUGCUGUGCAGCAAGUUUAGCCCAAAGUCCAAAAAGUCCAGAGGCAAGCAGAACAGCAGAUUUUACUGCUCUGAACCAUGGAAGAAGUAAGAAUUCACCACUGGAUAGAUACUCCUGUACGAUAUGAGGAGAAGUUAUCAAUAAAAGAUCUCCAAGAUUGUACUCUGGAUCACACAUUAUUUGCUCUGCCAGGUCCUCAAUGCAGUGAUGGCAACAAAUCAACUGAAGUCAUGGAAGAAAAAGAAGAUGGACAACUAGACAAUCAAGAAGAAGAUACUAAUUUUAAGGUGUUGUUGGAUGUUGUCCAGUUCCGCUCAGAAGACAUCAUUAUUCAGGUUUUUGAAGGGUGGCUCAUAAUCAAAGCAGAGCACGGAUGCAGAAUGGAUGAACAUGGGUUCAUUUCACGGAACUUUACAAGAACUUAUAAAUUACCAAAUGGAAUUGGCUUGAACGACUUGUCUGCAUUCUUCUGCCAUGAUGGGAUUUUAGCUGUAGAAUGCAAGCAGAAGCAUGGACUGGCACUAAAGAUCUAGAAGAAUUCAAGUUAUGUCCUACAUCAAUCCAUUCUGUUCUAGAAUCAUUAAAUAAAUAUGUUGGGUUGUGUAGCAACUGUGUCAGAACUGUGUCAAAAAUGUUAAAUAUUUAUCUUUGUUUACAUUAUUUACUUUUCUUUUUAACCAACUAUUGUGUCCUUGUAUAAUCUUGUCUUCUGUAAAACAAACAAAUUAUUAGAAAUAAAGUGUAAAGAAAAUAUUUUCGAUGCAGAUGAGCAAUGAU